Molecule: messenger RNA, 1203 nt
Organism: Podospora anserina S mat+
Lineage: Eukaryota; Fungi; Ascomycota; Sordariomycetes; Sordariales; Podosporaceae
Exons: 2
Coding region: 1-1203 (400 amino acids)
Source: RefSeq, a predicted model, not a curated record
AUGUUCAUCGACUCGACAGACCCCAACAUCUGGCUGCCAGAAGAAGCUUGUGAAGCGUUUGAGGAAGCGUUUGGACUGCAACUCGAUGAGGAAUCAGGUUUGUAUCUUGUGAACGACACACACAGAAACAGACUCCUCGACUCGGACGCACAAGUCUCUUUCAGACUUUCUGAUGUCAGGUCGGGCGGAGACACCGUAACCAUUGUCCUCCCCUAUGCCGCGUUUGACCUGACAGCCGAGGCUCCUCUGGUAGCGAACACCAGCCACUACUUCCCCUUGCGACGAGCCAACAGCUCCUCGCAGUACACACUCGGCCGAACAUUCCUACAAGAAGCCUACCUCUCCGUAGACUACGAACGCAAAACCUUCAACAUCUCCUCCUGCAUCUGGAACCAAGGCGCCCAAGAAACCAUCAUCCCCAUUACCUCCCCCGACGACCCAAACGCCGACCUCGACCCAUCCAGCAACUCCUCCUCAGGCAGCUCCAACCUCAGCACCGGCGCCAUAGCCGGCAUCGUCGUUGGCGCCGUCCUCGGCGUUGGCCUCAUCGCAGGCGGCAUAGCGCUUUGCUUCCUCCGCAAACGCAGAAAAUGGAUCGGAUCAACCUACGCAGCCAAGGAGCCCGAGCCAGAUGAGUCAGUCCUCAAGGGACCCGUCUUCAACUCGCCCUCCUUCAGGCACGCGUCAGAGUCGACGAUGCAGAACGGGUCCAGCUCGGUGCCCUUUUCAGCAGCGGACGUGUCCGGCGCGAGGUCAACGCCUACGACGAUGGGCCACUCGCAUUCAGGGUCGGGGCCGAGUCCGGGCAUGGUGACGGGGGUGUCCCCCAAUGAGACUGGGACGUCGGGUGGCACUGUGGAGUUGGAUGGGGAUGGUACGGCGGUCAAGCCUAACACGGAGCUUGACGGGAGGGAGGUGCAGAAGCCGCUGCCGGCUGUGGCGGAGGACCCGCCGGGUGUGUUUGAGCUUCCUGGUGUCAAGGCUGGGGCGGACAGCGGGAGUAAAGCGAUGGAACCGCAGCAGGAGCAGCAUCGGGCACCUUCAACGGUUGGGUCUUUGCCGUCGGUCGAUGAAGGAAGAGAUAGAACCCCUUCACCACUAACGUCUACUGUCGGACCCAACUGGAGGCCUGGGAGGGUGAGCAUGAUAGAACCGGUGUCGCCUGACACACCUGUUGGGAGACCUUCGGAGCGGCCGUUUUAG